This is a messenger RNA of Oppiella nova, 675 nucleotides long. Lineage: Eukaryota; Metazoa; Arthropoda; Arachnida; Sarcoptiformes; Oppiidae. The record is from the annotation of a GenBank genome assembly.
AUGCAAACUCCCGGUGCGAUUGGAGGGGUUGGAGGCGAGGAAAUGCCUACUUUUAAGUGCGUGUUGGUGGGCGACGGGGGCACUGGAAAGACUACUUUCGUGAAGAGACACCUGACGGGAGAGUUUGAGAAGAAAUAUGUGGCCACUCUUGGUGUGGAAGUACAUCCUCUGGUGUUUUACACAAAUCGAGGGCCCAUUCGGUUCAACGUGUGGGACACCGCCGGACAAGAAAAGUUUGGCGGACUCCGGGACGGCUACUAUAUUCAGGGCCAGUGCGCGCUCAUCAUGUUUGACGUCACCUCCCGCGUCACCUACAAGAACGUGGCCAACUGGCACCGGGAUCUCGUGCGCGUCUGCGACAAUAUACCCAUCGUUUUGUGCGGAAACAAAGUGGACAUCAAAGACAGGAAAGUCAAGGCGAAGGCCAUUGUGUUUCACAGGAAGAAGAAUCUUCAGUAUUACGACAUUAGCGCCAAAAGUAACUAUAACUUCGAGAAACCCUUCCUCUGGAUGGCCCAUAAGCUCAUCGGCGACCCUCACCUUAAGUUCGUGGAGAUGCCUGCGUUGGCGCCCCCGGAGGUCCAGAUGGACGCCAUGAUGCUGACGAAGCUCGAGGAGGAAAGACGAUUGGCAGAGGGGAUACCACUUCCAGAUGAUGACGACGACGAUAUUUAA